Messenger RNA from Olea europaea var. sylvestris, 3840 nucleotides. RefSeq names its product tyrosine-sulfated glycopeptide receptor 1-like. NCBI's taxonomy places the organism in Eukaryota, Viridiplantae, Streptophyta, Magnoliopsida, Lamiales, Oleaceae. The record is from RefSeq and is a predicted model, not a curated record. Bases 320 to 3508 code for a protein of 1062 amino acids. The transcript has a single exon. Gene Ontology annotation, molecular function: ATP binding; protein kinase activity; protein binding. Gene Ontology annotation, biological process: protein phosphorylation.
CCACCAGCCAGCCGUCCCAAAAGUAAACGCUUUUUUUUGUUUCUGAUAAUUUAGACUCAACUUUUAAUAUUGCUCCAUGUCAACAUCACCCACUCUAUCUUCCUCUCAACCCUCUCUUUCCUUCCUCCUCUUUGGUGGGUAGAAGACUAAAGUCUGCACGAACUUGGAUGAGAAAACUGGACGAAGAACCCACAUGAUUGAUUGGAAUAUCUUUGGUACCUUCAUCUGUCUUCAUCUUCUGUUGUUUUCCCAAUAAUCAUAAGAACACAAUAAACCCAUCUUGAAUCAAAUCCUACACAGUCAUCAACUCAUUUCAGCCAUGCUCUUGUCUCCAUUCCAUUCUUCUUCCUCGUCCUACUGGUGUUUCUUGGAUGUGCUGUUAACUGUAGUACUGGUGACUCUUUCUUGUUCUGUAUAUACCUGCCAUGGCUCAUGUAAUGAACAAGAUCGAAACUCUUUAUCAUCAUUCAAUCUGAGUAUUAGUACUCCAUCUCCUUUGAAUUGGUCUCUUUCUUUUGAUUGCUGCAGCUGGGAAGGAGUCGGAUGUGAUGAGAGUGGCAGAGUGAACAGUCUAUUGCUACCGUCGAAAGGGCUAAUUGGAACCAUGUCUCCUUUUAUUGUAAACCUCACCAGUCUCAAUCAACUCAACUUGUCACGGAAUCGGCUCUCUGGUCCUAUCUCGGAUGGAUUUUUUUCGGCCUUGAACCGCCUGGUAUUCAUUGAUAUAAGCCAUAAUCGUCUCACCGGACAGCUAUCAGAUUCUGAUAAGCUGGUGAGUACUGUCAUGACAGUGGAUUUAUCCAGCAACCGCUUUUAUGGGAGAAUCCAAUCUACGUUUCUCCAGCCAGCAUUGAAUUUGCAAAUAUUUGAUGUCAGCAAUAACAGCUUCUCUGGUUCAAUCCCUUCAUCUGUCUGCAGAUUUUCGCCUUCAAUUGUGCAUCUUGAUUUCUCCAACAAUGACUUUGUAGGCCCAAUUUCACACGGUUUUGGCCAGUGUCACAAUUUAUUGAGACUACGAGCAGGUUUCAAUAACUUUUCGGGUUCCAUUCCCAGUGAUAUUUACAUGAUUUCAUCACUGCAAGAACUGUACUUGCCUGCCAAUAAGCUCUCUGGAGUGAUAGAUGGAAGCAUUGUUAACCUCAUUAACCUUAGAAACCUUUCUCUCUAUGGUAAUGAAUUGACAGGAACGAUUCCUCAAGAUAUCGGGAGGCUCUCCAACUUGGAACAGUUGUGGCUUCACAUAAAUAAACUAAAUGGAACUCUGCCCCAAUCUCUUACGAAUUGUACGAGACUUACAACGCUGAAUUUAAGGGUCAACCUCCUUGAAGGUGAACUUUCUGCUUUUAAUUUCUCCAAAUUCGUUCAGCUUAGAUCCAUUGACCUCGGUAAUAAUUUCUUCAGAGGUAGAUUGCCAUCGAGCCUAUUUUUAUGCAAGAAUUUGACUGCAAUUCGCUUGGCUACCAAUAGUUUAAAUGGAGAGGUUUUGCCCAACAUAAUGGCAUUACAAUCUCUAUCCUUCUUAUCCCUUUCUAAUAAUAGCCUAAACAAUAUCACCAGUGCUAUGCGCAUCCUAACAGGGUGCAAGAACCUCAGCACUUUAAUCCUCUCAAAAAACUUUUACAAUGAACCACUGCCUGGAGAUGAAAACUUGAUAAGAGCUGGUGAGUUCCAAAAUCUUCAAGUCCUGGGUUUAGGUGGCUGUGGAUUCACGGGUCUAAUUCCAAUUUGGUUGUCUAGACUAGAUAAGCUGGAGGUUCUAGACUUAUCGCUUAACAACAUCACAGGCUCCGUCCCAGGAUGGUUUGGAGAUCUUCCAAACCUUUUCUACUUGGAUUUGUCCCAAAACCUACUAUCAGGAAACUUCACCAUGGAACUUAUAAAACUGAGAAGACUAGCAACACAACAGACUUCGGAUCAAGUAGACCAAAGUUAUUUAGAAUUGCCUGUCUUUGUUCAGCCCAAUAAUGCCUCCAAUCUGCAAUACAACCAGCUCUCCAACUUGCCACCAGCAAUAUACCUCUGGAGUAACAGUAUCAGUGGUACCAUCCCAAUUGAGAUUGGUCAAUUGAAGUUUAUCGUUGCCCUGGAUCUCAGCGAUAACAAUUUCUCUGGCAGCAUUCCGGAAACAAUAUCUAAUCUCACUAACUUGGAGAAACUGGACCUCUCUAGCAACAAUCUUUCUGGUCAAAUUCCUGCAUCGCUCAAAAAUCUUCACUUUCUGUCCUUUUUCAAUGUUGCAGACAACAAUCUCGAAGGUCCUAUACCUGUAGGAGGUCAGUUUGACACAUUUUCUAAUUCAAGCUUUGAAGGAAAUCCACUUUUGUGUGGUAAAAUUUUGCAGCGCUCUUGCAGUAGUCAAUCAGAAACUACCCAUCAGUUAGCGCAAAGGAAAGGAACAAAGAGAAAAAUCAUUGUACUCAUUCUUGUGAUUUGUUCUGGCAUUUUUACUUUUACUCUGCUGAUAUAUUGGGUGGUUUCCAAGAGGAGGAUCCUACCAAAAAGUGCCGAGAAGACUGAUAUGGAUAUGGUAUCCUUCAACUCUUCUGGAGUAUUUAAUGAAGUUGCAAAUGAUACCAGCCUUGUCAUAUUGUUUCCUAACGAUACAAAUAAACCAAUGGACCUAACAAUCGCUGAAAUCUUGAAAGCUACAGAUAAUUUCAACCAGUCAAACAUAAUUGGGUGUGGGGGCUUUGGUUUGGUAUAUAAAGCAACUUUAGCAGAUGGUACCAAGCUGGCAGUUAAGAAACUCUCGGGAGAUAUGGGUCUGAUGGAAAGGGAAUUCAAAGCCGAGGUUGAAGCUUUGUCAACUGCCCAACAUAAGAAUCUGGUUACGCUGCAGGGUUACUGUGUUCAUGAAGGCUAUAGAUUGCUAAUAUAUUCCUACAUGGAGAAUGGGAGCCUGGACUACUGGUUGCAUGAAAAACCUGAUGGAGCAUCCCAACUCAAUUGGCCAACUCGACUGAAGAUUGCUCAAGGGACAAGUUAUGGGGUGGCUUAUAUGCACCAGAUUUGCGAACCACAUAUUGUUCAUCGUGACCUAAAGUCCAGUAACAUUCUUCUGGAUGAUAACUUUGAAGCACAUGUGGCAGAUUUUGGGUUAGCAAGGCUGAUUCUUCCUUAUCAUACUCAUGUAACCACCGAACUAGUUGGUACACUUGGUUACAUUCCACCAGAAUACAGUCAAUCAUGGAUAGCCACAUUGAGAGGGGAUGUCUACAGUUUUGGUGUUGUUAUGCUCGAACUAUUAACUGGAAAGAGGCCCAUGGAACUAUUCAAGGCAAAGAUGGCAAGAGAAUUGGUUGCAUGGGUACAGCAAAUGAGGAACGAAGGAAAACAAGAAGAGAUCUUUGAUCCACUCCUGAGAGGCAAAGGCUUUGAAGAAGAGAUGCUGCAAGUCCUUGAUGUGGCUUGCAUGUGUGUCAACCAGAACCCUGUCAAGAGGCCAACUAUACAAGAAGUUGUUGAUUGGCUCAAAGAAGUAGGGUGUAACCAUGAGGCCGCAGCAUAAGGGAAACACACUACAUAAAGGAUUGUACAUAUAAACAUCGGUGCCAAAUUACUUCUACAAUCAGUUUGCUGUUCAGGCAAUUCUUUUCCCUUUUUUUUAGAGGUUUAUGUAAUGAGUAUGCGAACUUGUACAAAGAUAAAUUUUGCUGCCAAAGAAAAUCAAGUAUGCAUGUGUACAUACAUAAAUACACAACAAACACACGCAUAUCUAUUGAAAAUAAGUUUGAUGUGCAGUCAUUGCAGUUUUAUACAGCAGUAAUUUCAAGGUUCAUACGAGUAACACUCAUUUUAUCAAUAUACAACAGGAAUCAAACUUCCAGUGUACAGCAUUUA